GAAAUCUCCACUAUAAAUAACCAUUACUAUUAUCUUUCCACUCAAUAGUAUCCCAUUACAAAAAAACCGUCACCCUAAUCCUUUGCCUUAAUAUUUCAUCUAAUUCACCACACGACCAUGACUCCUUCUCUUCAACAACCAAUUCCAUCUGAAUCAAUAACCAGCGAUGCAUCAUCGGACGUUACCAUCACUGGAAAGAUAUACACACGAGUUCGUCUUGCUACGAAAUCUAAUCUGUCCCAUAUUUACAAAUUAUUUUACCAAAUUCAUGAAUACCAUAACUAUAUUCAUUUAUACAGAGCUUCUGAGUCUUCCUUAGCCAACUUGCUCUUUAAAGAAAAUCCUCUUCCACUUUUCUAUGGGCCAUCCGUACUUCUACUUGAAGUCUCUCAAACCCCUUUUAAAGAACCCACAAACGAAGGGUUUAAACCUGUCCUUACAACUUUCGACCUUAAAUUCCCUGUGGUGGAAGGAGAAGUUGAGGAAUUCAGAUCCAAAUAUGAUGAUAAGAGUGAUGCUUACAUCGCGGGAUAUGCUUUCUUUUACGCGAAUUAUUCAUGCUUCAAUGACAAGCCCGGGUUAUAUUUGGAGAGUCUUUACUUAAGAGAAAGUUAUAGAAACUUGGGAAUGGGGAAAUUGUUGUUUGGAACAGUUGCAUCCAUUGCUGCCAACAAUGGAUUCGUAUCGGUAGAGGAAAUAGUAGCAGUUUGGAAUAAGAAGGCAUAUGAUCUUUACAUAAAUAUGGGGCUUGAAAUAUUUGAUGAGUUUAGGUAUGGGAAGUUGCAUGGUGAAAAUAUUAAAAUGUAUGCUGAUAAAAAUGUAGGCAACUGAAAGUUAAUACCCCUACAUAUUGAAGGUGCAAUUUAUUAUAUUGUAUUUGUAAUUUUUUAUUUUUGAAUUUUUUUAUCAAAAUAAGUCACUAUUUAAAUUAAUUCACUAAAGUAAUUUGUUUUUUAAAUUUUUUUUACAAAAUUAGAAUAAACUUAUUUG
This is a messenger RNA of Solanum lycopersicum (tomato), 990 nucleotides long. RefSeq names its product tyramine N-feruloyltransferase 4/11-like. Gene Ontology annotation, molecular function: N-acetyltransferase activity. The record is from RefSeq and is a predicted model, not a curated record. Lineage: Eukaryota; Viridiplantae; Streptophyta; Magnoliopsida; Solanales; Solanaceae.